AUGCAAGCGGACAUAUGUUUUCCGGGAGCUGAAAUUGCUCACGAACUUGAAGCUCAAUCUGGACCAGGGACUUAUGUCAGGAAUCAAAUAGUUUAUUCUUCAUUGCUGGGUCAGAAACAAAUCACCUCCAAUCCCAUUCAUAAGCCAAUCGUCUCUGUAACAAGGAACAGAGAAACUUCCAUAGUACCUGAUGUCGGAUUUACUGUCAUUGGUCGUGUCGUGAGACUAAAACCACAAGAAGCUGUGGUCGACAUUGUCGUCGUAAAUGGAAGGACUACUGCUGAAGGAUUCCAAGGUAUCAUUCGGAAACAAGACAUUCGAGCUGCUGAAAAGGACAAAGUACAAGUUCACAAUGCUGAAGUUAUCUCGCUUGGUGACGCCAAAUCAUACUUUUUGUCAACUGCAAAGAAUGAAUUUGGUGUGCUACUUGCUACUAGUAUAGCAGGAUACAUGAUGGUGCCGGUUUCAUGGGAUUCAAUGAUGUGUCCAGUCACAAAGGCCAAGGAGUUCAGGAAAUGUGCAAAGCCAAGUCAAUGA
This is a messenger RNA of Synchytrium microbalum, 537 nucleotides long. RefSeq lists its product as uncharacterized. Lineage: Eukaryota; Fungi; Chytridiomycota; Chytridiomycetes; Synchytriales; Synchytriaceae. The record is from RefSeq and is a predicted model, not a curated record. The transcript has 4 exons. Bases 1 to 537 code for a protein of 178 amino acids. Gene Ontology annotation, cellular component: cytoplasm; nuclear exosome (RNase complex). Gene Ontology annotation, biological process: RNA processing. Gene Ontology annotation, molecular function: RNA binding.